Molecule: messenger RNA, 885 nt
Organism: Solanum tuberosum (potato)
Lineage: Eukaryota; Viridiplantae; Streptophyta; Magnoliopsida; Solanales; Solanaceae
Product: protein FAM65A-like
Exons: 1
Coding region: 1-885 (294 amino acids)
Biological process (GO): regulation of double fertilization forming a zygote and endosperm; regulation of protein localization to cell surface; double fertilization forming a zygote and endosperm
Cellular component (GO): vesicle; extracellular region
Source: RefSeq, a predicted model, not a curated record
AUGUCAUUGUCAUCGAGAAGUGGCACAUUAUUAUGUGUGUUUCUGUUGUUGGGUUGCAUAGGCAUUGCUACUGCCACUGCAACCGAACCCAAAACAGAAUCGUUUGGUACUUCUUCAAUUCGAUUGUGGCCUCGAUGGUGGUGGCGUACUCACCCAAAAAUGCCAUCACCACCAACUCAUGUGGCUCCAUAUCCAUCUCCGAUUGAUAAUGUGGCUUCACCAACACAUAUGGCUCCAUCCCCAGUAGAUGAUGUGGUUUCGCCACCGCACACCGCUCCAACCACUUCUUGCAUCAAGGUGGAUGGUUGUGCAUUAGAUUUGAUCACUUCCGUUUUCAAGCGUAGAAUUUCAUUAUCCACUCAAUGCUGCCAAGGACUUUCAACAAUUUCAGAUGAUUGCUUUUACAGAGGGUAUACGCACUCAAAGAGGGUACCAAUUUUCCUAGGCAAAGUGAGAAACUAUUGCAGUCAUGCCGUUGAUAAUGCGGCUUUACCAACUCAUGCAUCUCCAUCUCCAUCUCUAUCUCUGGUUGAUAAUUCGGCUUCACCAACUCAUGCAGCUCCAUCCCCAUCCCCAGUUGAUGAUGUCGUUUCUCCAUCUCCAUCCCCAUCCCCUGUUGAUGAUGUCGUUUCUCCAUCGCACAUGGCUCCCUCUUGGGGCCCGGCCAUGGCUCCAACCACUUCUUGCAUCAAGGUGAACGGUUGUGCAUUCAAUUUGAUCACUUCCGUUUUCAAGCGCAGAAUUUCAUUAUCCACACGAUGUUGUCAAGUACUUUCAACAAUUUCAGAUGAUUGCUUUUACAGAGAGUACACGCACUCCAAGAGGGUACCAUUUUUCCUAGGCAAAGUGAGGAACUAUUGCAGUCAUCAUGAAGCAAGAGAAUAG